UGUUGACACUGCUCAGCGCCUGUGCUGGCAAACCACGGGGGCCUGCAGCUUCCUCCACACUGAUUCAGCGAGCUCCUUGCAGCUAGGGCGGGCGAGCCUGACUGUGGCCAAGGAGAGGUGAAGCAGGAGCGGGGACCGUCCAGCCGCCACCAUGGUUGCCCUAUCGCUGAAGAUCAGCAUUGGCAAUGUGGUGAAGACCAUGCAGUUUGAACCCUCCACCAUGGUGUACGACGCCUGUCGGAUCAUCCGGGAGCGCGUGCCUGAGGCACAAAUGGGGCAGCCCAGUGAUUUUGGGCUGUUCCUUUCGGAUGAGGACCCGAAGAAGGGGAUUUGGCUGGAAGCUGGGAAGGCUCUGGACUACUACAUGCUCCGCAAUGGGGACACCAUGGAGUACAAGAAGAAGCAACGGCCGCUCAAGAUUCGCAUGCUGGAUGGGACGGUUAAAACAGUCAUGGUGGACGACUCCAAAACGGUCACAGACAUACUCAUGACAAUCUGUGCCCGGAUUGGCAUCACCAAUCACGACGAGUACUCACUGGUGCGGGAGAUGAUGGAGGAGAAGAAGGAGGAGAUCACCGGCACCCUCAAGAAGGACAAGACCUUGCUGCGGGAUGAGAAGAAGAUGGAGAAACUCAAGCAGAAGUUGCACACGGACGAUGAGUUGAACUGGCUGGAUCACGGGCGAACGCUGCGCGAGCAAGGCAUCGACGACAGCGAGACGCUGCUGCUGCGACGCAAGUUCUUCUACUCCGACCAGAACGUGGACUCCAGGGACCCUGUGCAGCUCAACCUGCUCUACGUGCAGGCUCGUGACGACAUCCUGAAUGGCUCCCACCCUGUCUCCUUCGACAAGGCCUGCGAGUUUGCUGGGUUCCAGUGUCAGAUCCAGUUUGGACCCCACAAUGAGCAGAAGCACAAGCCGGGCUUUCUGGACCUGAAGGACUUCCUGCCCAAGGAGUACAUCAAGCAGAAAGGCGAGCGCAAGAUCUUCAUGGCUCACAAGAACUGCAGCAACAUGAGCGAGAUUGAGGCCAAAGUUCGCUACGUGAAACUCGCCCGCUCCCUGAAAACCUAUGGAGUCUCCUUCUUCCUGGUCAAGGAGAAGAUGAAGGGAAAGAACAAGCUGGUGCCGCGGCUGCUGGGGAUCACCAAAGAGUGUGUGAUGCGUGUGGACGAGAAAACCAAGGAGGUGAUUCAGGAGUGGAACCUCACCAACAUCAAACGCUGGGCUGCGUCGCCCAAGAGCUUCACCCUGGAUUUCGGGGAUUACCAGGACGGGUACUACUCAGUGCAGACGACGGAGGGGGAGCAGAUCGCCCAGCUUAUCGCUGGCUACAUUGACAUCAUCCUGAAAAAGAAAAAGAGCAAAGACCACUUUGGGCUGGAGGGGGAUGAAGAGUCCACCAUGCUGGAAGACUCUGUGUCCCCAAAGAAGUCGACUGUUCUGCAGCAGCAGUUUAACCGCGUGGGCAAGGUGGAGCACGGCUCAGUAGCCCUGCCAGCCAUCAUGCGCUCCGGGGCCGGCGGGCCAGAGAACUUCCAGGUUGGCACAAUGCCACAGGCGCAGCAGCAGAUCACCAGUGGCCAGAUGCACCGAGGGCACAUGCCCCCCCUGACCUCAGCCCAGCAGGCCCUGACUGGCACCAUCAACUCCAGCAUGCAGGCCGUGCACGCGGCGCAGGCCACCCUGGACGACUUUGAGACGCUGCCGCCCCUUGGGCAGGACGCCGCUUCCAAAGCCUGGCGCAAGAACAAGAUGGACGAGUCGAAGCACGAGAUCCAUUCGCAGGUGGACGCCAUCACUGCCGGCACUGCCUCCGUGGUGAACCUGACUGCAGGGGACCCAGCCGACACGGAUUACACGGCCGUGGGCUGCGCCGUCACCACCAUCUCCUCCAACCUGACCGAGAUGUCCAAGGGCGUGAAGCUGCUGGCCGCGCUCAUGGAGGAUGAAGGGGGGAAUGGGCGACAGCUCCUGCAGGCUGCCAAGAACCUGGCGAGCGCCGUCUCAGACCUGCUGAAAACGGCACAGCCAGCCAGUGUCGAGCCGCGACAGAACCUGCUGCAGGCGGCCGGCUCCGUGGGCCAGACAAGCGGGGAGCUGCUGCAGCAGAUUGGAGAGAGCGACACGGAUCCUCGGUUCCAGGACAUGCUCAUGCAGCUGGCUAAGGCAGUGGCCAGCGCAGCCGCUGCGCUGGUCCUGAAAGCCAAGAAUGUGGCCCAGAAGACAGAGGACUCGGCGCUGCAAACCCAGGUGAUCGCGGCUGCCACGCAGUGCGCCCUCUCCACCUCCCAGCUGGUGGCCUGCACCAAGGUGGUGGCUCCCACGAUCAGCUCCCCUGUGUGCCAGGAGCAGCUGGUUGAGGCUGGCAAGCUGGUGGCGAAGUCGGCGGAAGGCUGCGUGGAGGCCUCCCAGGCAGCCACCAAUGACGACCAGCUGCUGAAGCAGGUGGGGGUGGCAGCCACAGCAGUGACGCAGGCCCUGAACGACCUGCUGCAGCACAUCAAACAGCACGCCACCGGCGGGCAGCCCAUCGGGCGCUACGACCAGGCCACUGACACCAUCCUCAACGUCACCGAGAAUAUCUUCAGCUCCAUGGGCGACGCGGGGGAAAUGGUGCGCCAGGCUCGUAUUCUGGCUCAGGCAACCUCUGACCUCGUAAAUGCCAUCAAAGCUGACGCCGAGGGGGAGACGGACCUGGAGAACUCGCGCAAGCUGCUAAGUGCCGCCAAGAUGCUGGCCGACGCCACAGCCAAGAUGGUGGAGGCAGCGAAGGGGGCUGCAGCCCACCCAGACAGCGAGGAGCAGCAGCAGCGGCUCCGGGAAGCGGCUGAGGGGCUCCGCAUAGCGACCAAUGCCGCAGCUCAGAAUGCCAUCAAGAAAAAGCUUGUGCACAAGUUGGAGCACACAGCCAAGCAGGCUGCAGCCUCUGCCACGCAGACCAUCGCCGCCGCGCAGCAUGCCGCCGCCUCCAACAAGAACCCAGCUGCGCAGCAGCAGCUGGUGCAGAGCUGCAAGGUGGUGGCGGAUCAGAUCCCGAUGCUGGUACAGGGCGUGCGAGGAAGCCAGUCCCAGCCAGAUAGCCCCAGCGCUCAGCUCGCGCUCAUCUCGGCCAGCCAGAACUUCCUGCAGCCUGGUGGGAAGAUGGUUGCUGCAGCCAAAGCCACUGUCCCCACCAUCACGGACCAGGCCUCUGCCAUGCAGCUCAGCCAGUGUGCCAAGAAUCUGGCCGCAGCCCUGGCCGAGCUCCGGACAGCUGCCCAGAAGGCUCAGGAGACCUGUGGGCCCCUGGAGAUAGACACGGCGCUCAGCAUGGUGCAGAGCUUGGAACGAGACCUGCAGGAAGCCAAGGCUGCUGCCAGAGACGGAAAGCUCAAGCCCCUGCCAGGGGAGACGAUGGAGAAGUGCGCCCAGGACCUGGGGAACAGCACAAAGGCCGUCAGUUCCGCCAUCGCCCAGCUGCUGGGGGAGGUGGCCCAGGGCAACGAGAACUAUACAGGGAUCGCUGCCCGGGAUGUGGCCCAGGCCCUGCGCUCGCUCAGCCAGGCUGCCCGCGGCGUCGCAGCCAACACGUCCGACCCCCAAGUGCAGAGUGCCAUGCUGGAGUGCGCUGGCGACGUCAUGGAUAAAGCCGGAAACCUCAUCGAGGAGGCGCGCAAGGGCGUGGGCAAGCCGGGCGACCCUGAGAGCCAGCAGCGCCUGGCCCAGGUGGCCAAGGCCGUGUCUCAGGCCCUGAACCGCUGCGUGAACUGCCUCCCAGGUCAGCGGGACGUGGACGCCGCCAUUCGCACCGUGAGCGAGGCCAGCAAGAAGCUGCUGGCCGAGUCGCUCCCACCCAGCACCAAGAGCUUCCAGGAGGCACAGAGCCAGCUGAACCAGGCAGCAGCUGGGCUGAACCAGUCUGCCAACGAGUUGGUGCAGGCCUCCCGGGGCACCCCCCAGGACCUGGCCAGGUCCUCCGGCAAAUUCGGGCAGGACUUCAAUGAGUUCCUGGAGGCCGGCGUGGAGAUGGCUGGCCAGUCCCCGAAUAAGGAGGACCAAGCACAGGUGGUGUCGAACUUGAAGAGCAUCUCUAUGUCCUCCAGCAAGCUGCUCCUGGCGGCUAAGGCGCUCUCCGCAGACCCCACUGCCCCCAACCUCAAGAACCAGCUGGCGGCCGCUGCACGAGCUGUGACCGACAGCAUUAACCAGCUGAUCACAAUGUGCACCCAGCAGGCUCCGGGCCAGAAGGAGUGUGACAACGCCUUGCGGGAGCUGGAGACGGUGCGGGAGCUGCUGGAGAACCCCACCCAGGCUGUCAACGACAUGUCCUACUUCAACUGCCUGGACAGCGUCAUGGAGAACUCCAAGGUCCUGGGCGAAGCCAUGGCUGGAAUUUCCCAGCAUGCCAAGAACAGCAAACUGUCCGAGUUCGGGGAGUCAGUCAGCACAGCCUCCAAGGCGCUCUGUGGGUUCACAGAGGCCGCUGCUCAGGCUGCCUAUCUGGUGGCUGUUUCGGACCCGAACAGCCAGGCUGGACAGCAGGGCCUAGUGGACCCCACCCAGUUUGCCAGAGCCAACCAAGCGAUCCAGAUGGCCUGCCAGAACCUGGUGGACCCGGCCUGCACGCAGUCCCAGGUGCUGUCGGCCGCCACCAUCGUAGCCAAGCACACCUCGGCCCUGUGCAACACCUGCCGCCUGGCCUCCUCUCGCACCGCGAACCCCGUCGCCAAGCGCCAGUUCGUCCAGUCCGCCAAGGAGGUGGCCAACAGCACGGCCAACCUGGUCAAGACCAUCAAGGCGCUGGACGGAGCCUUUAACGAGGACAACCGGGAGCGAUGCCGGGCAGCCACCGCCCCCCUCAUUGAGGCCGUGGAUAACCUGACGGCCUUCGCCUCCAACCCGGAGUUCGCCACCAUCCCAGCCCAGAUCAGCCCUGAGGGGCGCAGAGCCAUGGAGCCCAUCGUCACCUCUGCCAAGACCAUGCUGGAGAGCUCGGCAGGCCUCAUCCAGACGGCCCGCUCUCUGGCUGUCAACCCCAAGGACCCGCCCAAGUGGUCGGUGCUGGCUGGUCACUCCCGCACCGUCUCCGAUUCCAUCAAGAAGCUGAUCACCAACAUGCGGGAUAAGGCUCCUGGGCAGCGGGAGUGCGACGAGGCCAUCGAGGUGCUGAACAAGUGCAUGCGGGAUGUGGACCAGGCCUCCCUGGCUGCCAUCAGCCAGCAGCUGGCCCCCCGAGAGGGCAUCUCCCAGGAGGCUUUGCACAACCAGAUGAUCACUGCUGUUCAGGAGAUCAGCAAUCUGAUAGAGCCUGUGGCCAGCGCCGCCAGGGCGGAGGCCUCGCAGCUGGGACACAAGGUGUCCCAGAUGGCUCAGUACUUCGAGCCGCUCAUUCUGGCCGCUGUCGGUGCUGCCUCCAAGACACUCAACCACCAGCAGCAGAUGAACCUCCUGGACCAGACCAAGACGCUGUCUGAGUCUGCCCUGCAGAUGCUGUACACGGCCAAGGAGGCCGGCUGGGAACCCCAAGCCGCACACACGCAGGAGGCACUGGAGGAGGCUGUGCAGAUGAUGAAGGAAGCUGUGGAGGACCUGACCACCACUCUCAAUGAGGCUGCCAGCGCUGCCGGGGUCGUCGGGGGCAUGGUGGACUCCAUCACCCAGGCCAUAAACCAGCUGGAUGAGGGACCCAUGGGGGAGCCGGAGGGGACUUUUGUGGAUUACCAGACCACCAUGGUCAAGACAGCCAAGGCCAUUGCAGUGACGGUACAGGAGAUGGUCACCAAAUCCACCACCAACCCGGACGAGCUGGGCACGCUGGCCAACCAGCUCACCAGCGACUACGGGCAGCUGGCUCACCAAGCCAAGCCUGCUGCCAUCACCGCCGAGAACGACGAGGGUCUCAGGGUCAUCCCAGCCUCCUCCCCACAGGUGUCCCACGUGUUGGCAGCCCUGCAGGCCGGGAACCGCGGGACCCAGGCCUGCAUCACUGCAGCCAGCGCCGUCUCUGGGAUCAUCGCCGACCUCGACACCACCAUCAUGUUCGCCACUGCGGGGACACUGAACCGGGAGAAUGCCGAGACCUUCGCCGACCACCGGGAGGGCAUCCUGAAGACAGCCAAGGCGCUGGUGGAGGACACCAAAGUGUUGGUGCAGAACGCCACUGCCAGCCAGGAGAAGCUGGCCCAGGCUGCCCAGUCUUCCGUGGCCACCAUCACCCGCCUCGCAGAAGUGGUGAAGCUGGGCGCUGCCAGCCUGGGCUCCGAGGACCCUGAGACUCAGGUCAGAUGGGGCUGGGAUCUGGGACCACACGGCGUUUGGGCUGGGGUGGGCCUGGCCUUUGGUGCCCCGGCACACUCAGCUUGCUCCCUUCUCAACCUGCCCCCUCCCUGUCCGUCACUGCGGGGCACCAGCCAAGUGAUGGGCAGGGCUGUGUGGCCGGUGCUGCCUGUGGAGCAGGGCUCAGCAAUGCUCACUCUUUCCGGCUUUCAGGAGGCCGCCUACCACCCUGAGGUGAACGCGGACGUGCGGCUGCGGGCGCUGCGCUACGGGAAGGAGUGUGCCAACGGGUACCUGGAGCUGCUGGAGCACGUGCUGGUGAUUCUGCAGAAGCCAAGUCACGAGCUGAAGCAGCAGCUGGCUGGCUAUUCCAAGCGGGUGGCUGGCUCCGUCACCGAGCUCAUCCAGGCUGCCGAAGCCAUGAAAGGGACCGAGUGGGUCGACCCAGAGGAUCCCACCGUCAUUGCUGAGAAUGAGCUGCUGGGAGCAGCAGCUGCCAUUGAAGCUGCAGCCAAGAAACUGGAGCAGCUGAAGCCGAGGGCCAAACCCAAGCAGGCGGACGAGAGUCUCAACUUUGAGGAGCAAAUCUUGGAGGCUGCGAAAUCCAUCGCUGCUGCAACCAGUGCCCUGGUGAAGGCAGCCUCAGCGGCCCAGAGAGAGCUGGUGGCUCAAGGAAAGGUGGGUGCCAUCCCCGCCAAUGCAGUGGACGACGGCCAGUGGUCCCAGGGGCUCAUUUCAGCCGCCCGCAUGGUGGCUGCUGCCACCAACAACCUGUGUGAGGCUGCGAACGCAGCAGUGCAGGGCCACGCCAGCGAGGAGAAACUCAUCUCCUCCGCCAAGCAGGUGGCCGCCUCCACAGCGCAGCUCCUGGUGGCCUGUAAGGUGAAGGCUGACCAGGACUCUGAGGCCAUGAAGCGACUGCAGGCCGCUGGCAACGCUGUGAAGAGGGCAUCCGACCAUCUGGUGAAGGCAGCCCAGAAAGCAGCCGCCUUCCAGGACCAGGAGAAUGAGACGGUGGUGGUGAAGGAGAAAAUGGUCGGGGGAAUCGCACAGAUCAUUGCAGCGCAGGAGGAGAUGCUGCGGAAGGAGCGGGAGCUGGAGGAGGCCCGGAAGAAGCUGGCUAUGAUCCGGCAGCAGCAGUACAAGUUCCUGCCCUCGGAGCUGCGGGACGAGGGGCAGAACUGAGGGGAGCGUGGCCAUGAGCUGAGCCUGCCCCCCCCCAUCUCACCACAGAGACUGCUGCCGCCGCCGCCUAUUUAAGACAGGCCUGCCCUGAGCAGGGAUUGCCUGGAUCACCCAGACUCGCCUGCUGCCCAGCGCACUGGGGACUAACCUGACACUGCCCACCGCUGCCCCCAGCGGGUGCUGCACCAGCAACUCUCUGCUUCACCGCGCAGCCAGCGCGCCACGGGCACACGCUUCUCCACUCUGCUUGGGCACGGCCACAGCGCCGGGUGCUCCGCGGGGUACGAGGAGGCUGGAGCUCUGCAGGCCUGGGCUGGGGCUCACCUAUGCAGCUGCCUCGAGCCCCAUGGACCUGGGGCUGCCCCACCCCCCAAGCUCCCCCUCCCCCCACACACCUUUCAGGCGUUUUCCUUUGUGCCUUUGUGGGUUCCACGUCUCUGGGCGUCGAGCUUGGAGGCGGGUUCUCACCCGGCUCCGCCCCGGGGCCAGUCGUGCAAUGGGGGGGACAGAAACUGCUUCCCUGGUGACUCUUGCACCAACCCACCCUCACCUCUGAUGCCUUAUUGCUGGCUGCGCCUUCCCUGUCGCCCAGUGCCUCUGCUCCAGGGUGCGAGGGGUUAAUCUCUAGGUUUACCCCCCUGCCCCAUUGUGCCUCCUACCUGCAGGGACCUGCCUGCCCCUGGAGCAGCCCCCAGCCAGCGCCCCCUGCUGCUCCUCGUUCCCAAGUGCCUGCGUCGUGCGUCCAAGAGCUCCAGUAUUUUUGUAGUGUUGAAUUUCUGAAGUAUUGAACUCGCCUGCUCCCCCAGCCACUAACCCCCCUUCCCCGGCAUCUCCUGCCCUGGGCCUUGGAGCCCUACAUCCCCCACCCCUCCUCCGCUCUGGGAUCCUGCACCCCCCCUGCACUCGCUGAGGCUUCUCACCUCUUAUUUUGAUACUCUGAGCUUCCACUGUUAAACGUGAAGGGAAAGCGGCUGCCCUGCCACUCCCGGGGUGGGGAACGGGACGGCUCCUUACAAAGGAUUCUUCAUCAAUAAAACCGGCUUUCCUGCUU
Messenger RNA from Chrysemys picta bellii (western painted turtle), 8495 nucleotides. The record is from RefSeq and is a predicted model, not a curated record. Lineage: Eukaryota; Metazoa; Chordata; Testudines; Emydidae.